Galleria mellonella (greater wax moth) is the source of this 1439-nucleotide messenger RNA. RefSeq lists its product as uncharacterized. Gene Ontology annotation, biological process: protein ubiquitination. The transcript is spliced from 5 exons. The record is from RefSeq and is a predicted model, not a curated record. NCBI's taxonomy places the organism in Eukaryota, Metazoa, Arthropoda, Insecta, Lepidoptera, Pyralidae. Gene Ontology annotation, molecular function: zinc ion binding; ubiquitin-protein transferase activity. Bases 81 to 1388 code for a protein of 435 amino acids.
GUCAAAAACUGCAUCAUUCAUACAAUGCCUAUUUGUUUUAAUAAUUUUCAUUACAAAACACAAAUGUCUCACAAUUUUUAAUGGACAAUAAAGACAAAGAUGAAAACGACAAAGAAGAAUCUACGAGUUUUGAAGAUAGUAUAAAUAAAGGAAAAAAUCAGGAACAGACACAAUUAAAACAUGAUGCAGGACCAUCAAGAUCUAUAUUUCUACCUGGGGCAGUUCCAGAUAAUCCCAGAACUACUUUUCAACCUAAACCAGGUCUAUCUAAAUCUGAGCAUAGCAUACGACAAAUUAUAACAAGCAAAGAUGUAGCCGAUGCAUUAAAAUCGUUAAAUUUUGGUACACCAAAUCAAAUUAAUAAAGGGAUGAAUUUAAAUGAACUGAAAAUAACAAUGUUGGAUAAAGAACAAAACUCAAAUAAAGAUGAUUCAACUACUUAUAUAGAUUUAAAAAAAUUCAUGGUCUCUUGUUUUAAAUUGAACAAAGAUAUGCCCAAUACUGUAUUGAUAGGCGAAGUUCCUAUUAAUAAUCUGCAACCAAUUGCUACGAUCGACAAUGAAGUUAUUCAAGAAGUGCCAAAUACUAGUUGCAAUGACGUUCAAACACAAAAUGUGCCUAUAGCCAACUUACCGAAUGAAGUGAUCGUGACAAACACAGCACCAGUUGAGUUGAAACAGUCUAAAGUUGGUUCGGAUAAGAAGAAAACAUCCGGUAGUUUGUCGGAGCGAUCCGAUUUUGGCUUAGCCCAAAGAGAUUCGCUUUCAAGUAUUGGUUCAAAUGUUUGCAGAAUUUGUAUGACACGCGGACGGGAGAGAUUAAUCUCCCCAUGCAACUGUAAAGGAUCGUUGGCAAAUGUCCACCUGAGCUGCUUGGAGCGAUGGCUGAACCAAGUGGGAAGGAAUCACUGCGAAUUGUGUGGAUUCAGUUAUCCAGCAAUACGGACCCCACGCUAUACCGUAGUGCAGGCACUACGGCUGUGGUUCGGGAAUCCACGGAAUAGGAGCCAUUUGCAGUCGGACUGCCUCAUAUUCUGGCUACUAUCCACCGUGACAGCUGGCCUACUCGCGGUAUGCAUCGUUGGCACACAGUACUUUGUAAUCGAGGGCAACAAAUUUGGUAAGCUAGCUGCAGGUGCUAGAAAAGAGGAAGGUAUUACAGAGACAGUAACCACUUACCAUCAGGUGGGCCGUAUGGAUUCUUUUCAGAAUUCAUGGACUUCUUCGAUAGUGCUUUGUGGGUACUCAGUCACCGUGUACUUGUUAUGGAAGGACCAUUACGUUAUGUGGAACAGAUGGAGGAGAGCCAACGUGAAUGUGAGGCUGCUCCUCUCGCCAGACGCUAAUCCCGUGCCAUUUGUACCCAGACCUAGAUACAACAUUGUUUAAAUAAAAAUUGUUAUUUAAAUUAAGUGCACAUUCCUAUUGAUGUAGUGUUGC